AUGGAAACCAUAGAAAUGGAGAACAAAGGUAAACAUUGGGUGGAGAAGUUAUUUUCUCCUCAUUUUAGUGCACAAGAUUUUUUUAGUCAAGCCUAUCAGCCUGAAUCUCUGAUGUUUGAAAAAUUGGCUUUAGCGAGAGCAAAGAGAGUGGAAGAAAUCUACAAUAGAGCAAUUAAAAAUUUUCAAGAAGAAAAAAGGCUCAAAAAGAAAGAAUGUUUUUCCAAACUCAUUGUACGAGAAUAUGAACCAAACAUAGUAGGUGCAAAGAUAAACAUUUCAAAGAAGGAAACAGAAGAGGAUUCUGCCUGCUGUGGAGCUGGUAAUUUAGAUGUUGGGACUGAAGAAAGCUUAAAGAAAACAGAGGGUCAUUGUAUCUGGAAUGCAAAGGAAUUAGCAGAUUUGCGACAAGAAAUGCACAAGAACCAUGUGGAAGGAGUUUCUCUGAAACUUCAGCUGUCCACUUUGAAUGCAGAGUUAGUGGAACUGAAAGCUAAAUGCAAAAAAAUACAAGUGGACUUUGAAAAUGCUGAACAAGAACUUCUAAACUCCAAAACAGAGGUUCGCUGCAAAAAUACCCAAUUACAGCAGAUUCAAAAGGACAGCUUAAAAAAAGAUUUUGAGCUUCAAGCCUUAAAACAACAUUUACAUGAAAAAUCAGCAAACAUAAGCAGCUUAAAUGAAGAGCUGCUUCAGGCAAGAAAAGAAAUUCAGAGUUUGGAUCUAAAGAACAAGGAUUUACAACAAGAAGUUAAGAAGUUAAAACAGCAACAUGAUCUUGGAAAUAAGGCCUGCAUAGAAAAGGUGAAACUGCAUUAUGAUUUAAAAAUAAGAAACAUACAAAAAGAACUGGAGGAUGUUAAAAGUGAGCUGAGUGAUGAAAAACUUUUGCAUGCUAAGAAUGUUAAGGCUUUAGAAAUACUUAGGAAACAUUUUUCAGCCCAACCAUUAUCUAAUAUAUUUGACAAUCUGAGAGUAGAUUUUCUUUAA
Messenger RNA from Emys orbicularis (European pond turtle), 987 nucleotides. RefSeq names its product coiled-coil domain containing 160 (gene CCDC160). The transcript has a single exon. Lineage: Eukaryota; Metazoa; Chordata; Testudines; Emydidae. Bases 1 to 987 code for a protein of 328 amino acids. The record is from RefSeq and is a predicted model, not a curated record.